Capsicum annuum is the source of this 1658-nucleotide messenger RNA. Its product is annotated as heterogeneous nuclear ribonucleoprotein Q-like. NCBI's taxonomy places the organism in Eukaryota, Viridiplantae, Streptophyta, Magnoliopsida, Solanales, Solanaceae. Bases 267 to 1643 code for a protein of 458 amino acids. The record is from RefSeq and is a predicted model, not a curated record. Gene Ontology annotation, molecular function: mRNA binding. The transcript has 4 exons. Gene Ontology annotation, cellular component: nucleus.
GUGAACAACAUUUACUUGAGCUGUUCAGGGCUGUGAUGGGUUUGGCCUUUUUUUUUUUUUUUUUUAAUUAUUAUUAUAUAAAGCAAAUUAGGGUUUCUGAAAUCCCCCAAUCCUGCUUUCUCGGAUUUUCUCUCUCGAAUUUUCCGACAUCAAUAAACAUAUAUUUCUACAACACCACAAAUUCCUCAAAUCUUUCAGAUCAUUCUUAAUUUCUCCGAACUCCCAAUAAAGAUCCAAUCUUUACAGUCUUUUCAUUAUCCAAAACCAUGCCUCCGAAAGCUGUUAAGAAGACGCCGACAGGAUCCGCAUCGAAACGGGGUGGCCGUACAGCCCGAGCUACACCUAAGCCACAGGGAAAGCAACCGGUUGUGGCGGUCGAUGAACCGGUAAAAGUUGAGGUUCCUGUGGCGGUGGAGGAGAAGAAGGUGGAACUGAAACCGGAGAAACCGGUGGCUGAACAAAAACCCGAGCCGGAGAAAGAGAAACCGGUGAAAUCUGUGGAGAACCGGGUGGUUUCUGAGAAGAAAGACCAUGUGAAAGAUUCAGUUGAUGAAUAUGAAAAAGGCGAACGAUUAGAUCUGGAGGAUAAUGAUCCCGAAUUUGAGCCCGAAGAGUAUGCUGCUGUUGAUUAUGAUGAGAGAGGUAUUGAACAUGAUGAUGUUCAGGAAGAGGAUUAUGAAAUAGAGGAGGAUCCUCAAGAGGGAGAAGAGGGUGACGAGGAGGAGGGUGAUAUGGUUGAGGAGGAAGUUGAAGAUGAGCAUGAGGAAAUUGAGGGUGAAGAAGACAAUGGGCAUGCAGCAGGGGAGGAGCAUGCUGAUAUGGCUGACGCAGCUGAGGAGGAAGAGCACCAUGAAGUUGCUAAAGAAAGACGUAAGAGGAAGGAAUUUGAAAUUUUUGUUGGUGGCUUGGACAAGGAUGCUAUGGAGGAUGAUCUUAGGAAAAUUUUCAGUCAAGUUGGCGAGGUCACGGAAGUGAGACUCUUGAUGAAUCCUCAGACAAAGAAGAACAAAGGAUUUGCAUUCCUGCGUUUUGCAACAGUGGAACAAGCUAAACGAGCUUGUACUGAGCUGAAAAAUCCAGUGGUGAAUGGCAAAAAAUGUGGUGUUUCUCCCAGUCAAGACAGUGAUACCCUAUUCUUGGGUAACAUAUGCAAAUCUUGGACAAAAGAAGCUUUAAAAGAUAAGUUGAAGCAUUAUGGCAUUGAUAAUGUUGAGGAUUUGACAUUGGUUGAAGACACUAAUAAUGAUGGAAUGAAUCGUGGCUUUGCUUUUUUGGAGUUCUCGUCACGCUCAGAGGCCAUGGAUGCUUUCAAACGUCUACAGAAGAGAGAUGUUGUGUUUGGAGUUGAUAGGCCUGCAAAAGUUUCUUUUGCAGAUUCAUUCAUUGACCCUGGAGAUGAAAUUAUGGCACAGGUAAGCUCUUCAGACCCUUCUAUCUGUUUUUGUAAAGGACUGUGGCUCUGGCAAAGUUUGGCUAAUAUAUCUUUCAAAUGGAGUUGGUUACCCUUAGCUAAUUCGUGGAGCUUAGUCAUUUUGCAGCAGACUAUUUGGUAUAACCUAUUUUUGAAUUUGUUACUAUCUUUUGAUGGUUUGCUUCCUACCGUUCUAGUACCUUAUGCUUCAACAGGAAAGAAAGAUGGCUGAGGCCACUGAACGUAU